Messenger RNA from Musca vetustissima, 624 nucleotides. Its product is annotated as protein rolling stone-like. The annotation marks the transcript as partial. The transcript is spliced from 4 exons. NCBI's taxonomy places the organism in Eukaryota, Metazoa, Arthropoda, Insecta, Diptera, Muscidae. The record is from RefSeq and is a predicted model, not a curated record. Gene Ontology annotation, cellular component: membrane.
AUGACCGACAAUAAAUCUUGUUUGUGUCGUCGCAUAUUUCAUCCAAUAGCCAAGGAGUUUCAAAAAGAGAAAUUCAGUUUAAAUCAUAAGCCGGCAGAUGAUUUUCUCAAGUCCCAGUGGCAAACCUCCCAAAAAUCCUAUUUAUGGCUGUUAUACAGGUGGGGUCUAGCGUUGUGUUUUAGUGUUGGUGUAUUGGGUAGUUUAAUACAGCAAUGGGCCGAUGGUAAAUGGUUUAUUUAUCUGACCGAUUGGGGUUUUUUGCUGUGUAUGUAUAUCAGUUGGUUCAGUGCUAUAUUGGUGACCAUAUAUCAUUUUCAUCCCAGGUAUUUUGAUAAUCGAACUAAGGUUUUGAAAUUUUAUUGGUGUUCCCAUUGGUGUGUUUUGGUUGUGGCAACGGUAAUCACAUUUAUGUAUUGGUUGUUUAUUUAUCCCACGGACAAUGCCAAUGCCUCGGAUUUGUAUAAUUUAUGGGCCCAUGGUUUUAAUUCAAUAUUGAUGGUCUUGGAUCACAUGCUGGUUGCAUUCCCCACCCGCCUAAUGCAUUUUGUAUAUCCUCUGAUAUUGGGUUUAAUUUAUGCCAUAUUUUCAUUGAUUUAUUACUUCGCGGGAGGCGUGGAUCCGUAA